AGAGUUCAUCUGGCUGCGAUAGGGAAUGUGUUUAUAUGUCGUAUCUAAGCAGCAUCAUACAGUAGCUCACAACUCUCAGUACUUGACAGUCUGUCAGCAUCUAUAUUCCUACAACUACGGUACUUCCUCAAUUCCUAACAAUGAAGGCAACUCUGCUCGUUGUGCUGGUGUAUGCGUGUGUAGCGGCUGUCAUGUCUUUUCCACAACCGGAGGAAAAGAAGGACGAAGGUGGUUGGGCGGUGAGGACAGACACUACGAGGAACGGCGGCACUGUGGUGCGGGUUGACAGUAACAAGAAAUGGGACGUCACAGACGACGGUAGGGUACAAGCGGAGGUUCACAGCCACUGGGAGAGGACUUACGGAGGCCCCAACGAUGGCCAGAGAAACCGCGGCGUGUGGGUGGCAGCAUUGGAGGCUCCUGGGGGAAAUGAUUUUAUCUCAGGUCUUAAGAAGGAUCAUUAAGCGCAGCCAAAACAUUUUUCUUUUUUGUAUUAUGUAAAUAUUUCCUGCAUAAACAAUUGUGUAUCUAAUGUACAGUGUAAAUAAAAUUAAUUAUAUGAAAA
Homalodisca vitripennis (glassy-winged sharpshooter) is the source of this 565-nucleotide messenger RNA. RefSeq lists its product as uncharacterized. The record is from RefSeq and is a predicted model, not a curated record. Bases 141 to 464 code for a protein of 107 amino acids. NCBI's taxonomy places the organism in Eukaryota, Metazoa, Arthropoda, Insecta, Hemiptera, Cicadellidae. The transcript is spliced from 2 exons.